CCCUUUUUUCUGAUCACCGUGGUACAGUCGGCCAGUGUCAUGGCGCUGCUAGGGAGACUGGCUGGAAAAUGUUGUCGGUCUUUACUGUCUGAGCCCUCUAAAGGUCUUUUCUGUGGUGUUUUACAGCCGGUUUGGAUUAAGAGCUGCGUUGGAGCCAAGAGACAUUUAUUGUCUGAAGAUGUUGUAAAACUACAAGGUUUCCAGCAAAGUAAGCUGGCUGUGGCCCAUCUUUUGACAGGAUCAGAAGGAAAUUACAUCGAUCUGUUCAAGCAAAAGAUGCAAAGAAAUGAGCUGAUUCUCCGAGAUGAGCUGAAGCUGCUCCUUCACUUGUGUCAGACUCCAGAGGAAAUGCUGAUAGCCAGGGAUGCCAUCUACAGGUAUAAUGCAGAGAACCGUAACUUGUUGUAUGGGGAUUUCAAGUUUGGCCCUGUCUUCAUGAGACUUUGCUACGAGAUGGGUCUGGAGGAAAUGGCUGCUGCAACAAUAACAGAUAAUGACAUGAAAGGAUUUUUCAUUGACACGACAUCCUUCAACAUUGCCGCUGACAUGUUGUUUAUUAAAGGUUCUUAUGAAAGUGCUAUGGAAGUACUAAGAACCAUGAGGGACCAACGUGUUCCAUUUAACAAAGACACAGUGACGCUGGUGACUGCUAUCUGCUAUAAGCUGAACACUACAGAAUCCUACAAGAUCUGCACUGGUCUGAUAGAAGAGGAACAAACCAAAGGGCACUUCAUCCCCCGACAUGCAUACUGCUUCGCUGUGGCAUUAGCUCUAAGAAGGAAUGACCUACAAAAAGCUCAGUCACUAUAUUUACAAAUUAUGAGCUCCAAGGGCAAAAUUUGCCAAAAUUUUAAGGUUGUAAUUCUAACAAUGUCAGGAGAAGUCACAGAAGCAGUUUCGUUCCUCUUGGCAGCCAUGUUACCUAAAAGCCCAACUUUUGUGAAGAAAAUGGAGUUUUCUCAAGAGGUGGUGGAUUUGCUUCGUUUGCGGAGCGACGGCAGGCCAAUUAAAGGGAAAGUAGAUGAGAUCGUAACUCAGCUGGAAAGAGGCGGUCAAGUGACUCAGCAGACCCUUGAUGAGAUGCUGUGUCAUGCCCCCACUGGGAAGAGGAAACCGGCGCUGUUGGAGGAGGUGAGCAGGAAAAGCCGAAGGACUCUGAGACCUCUUCAGUUCACUUUGUUGUCAGAGUGAGUCCUGGACCAGGUCAGAAUCGGCCGACCUGUAUGUUCAUCGUGAGCUGAUACGGACCGUCAGGGCUCUUCUUGUUGCCUCAUUUCUAUUAUCAGUGUUCUAGAUUCACUUCUGAAGCAAGCACAAAGAUGUAGAGGAGAAAAACGCACUAGAAUGACCAUUUUAUUUUCCUUCUACAUGAUAAAACUUCCACACCCUUUGCAACAGAGUAUCAGCUGUAACUAACUUAUAUCUAAGCUGCCCUUAAAGAAAUCUGACUAAGUUCACACUUGUGUCAUUUAAAGUUGUUGGCAGAUAUAUUUUUUAAAUUGCAUAUGUAAAUCUAAGCUAGCAUAUAGUCUUGAGUGGUGUUGGUAAUCUGCAGAUACAUUAUCAACUUGAACACCCACAGUCUGCAGGCAUGUCUUUGGACUCGUGGCUUUCCUGACACAAACAAAAAUGGUCCCUGGAAGAAGAGAAACAUCAUGUUAGACGUGCUUGCUGAUAAAUGUCAGGAGUCCUUUUCUGAAACUGUGUUUGAACAGACUGGGAGUGUAAAUGAGAGAUGUGUGAGACGACGUAUGAAAGGUUUAGUAAUAAAAACAAAAGAAAAAGAAUAAAGAAAUGCUUUUGUUUAUUUC
Molecule: messenger RNA, 1811 nt
Organism: Nothobranchius furzeri (turquoise killifish)
Lineage: Eukaryota; Metazoa; Chordata; Actinopteri; Cyprinodontiformes; Nothobranchiidae
Gene: ptcd2
Product: pentatricopeptide repeat domain 2
Biological process (GO): multicellular organism development; regulation of mRNA processing; mitochondrion organization
Cellular component (GO): mitochondrion
Molecular function (GO): RNA binding; protein binding
Source: RefSeq, a predicted model, not a curated record